This is a messenger RNA of Pelmatolapia mariae (spotted tilapia), 3097 nucleotides long. Its product is annotated as regulator of microtubule dynamics protein 2. Gene Ontology annotation, molecular function: microtubule binding. The coding region runs from base 76 to 1305 and encodes 409 amino acids. The transcript is spliced from 11 exons. NCBI's taxonomy places the organism in Eukaryota, Metazoa, Chordata, Actinopteri, Cichliformes, Cichlidae. Gene Ontology annotation, cellular component: mitochondrion; spindle microtubule; mitotic spindle pole. The record is from RefSeq and is a predicted model, not a curated record.
CGGAAUGUUUUUGCUGUUGCUCCAGACAGCUGUCAAACCGACAAGUGCCUCCUUCCUUACCUUACAGUUUGCAGGAUGGCCCAGACAGACAGCAAGGUACUGGUUUUGGGAGCGUUAGCUGGAGUGGCUGGUGUCAGCUUGGCUGUGGUGUGUUACCAAAGUUUUAGGUCUCGGCGAAGAGGUUCGUCCCCGGGAUUCCAAUUUCACCGCACUAAUGAGCAAGGGUAUGGUCUCACGCUGGUGGAUGGUCCUGGUCUGCCCAGCGGUCAGGCCGAAGUGCUGGAUCGCCUUGAAGCCCUGAUUCAGUGUGUUUCGGAGCUGAAGGAUGAAAUGAAGGCGUUGAAGAACGCUCUGCCAUCGCUGCAAGACCAGGUCAGAGAGGAGUUCAGGGGACGUGAAGAGGCGCGGCGAACUGGCUCGCUGCACAGGACUACGCCAACACGAAGGAAAAGAACUGCAGCCACUGUCGCUGAGGCCAGAGCUACAGGCCGGAGCUCAGAGGAAGCAGAGAGUGAAGGAGGGUACAUGACUGCGCUGACAGACUCAGAGGAGGAUGAGCUAAGUGAUGCAGAAGAGAGGGAUCAAGAGCAUCCUGUGGACAAGUUGUCUCUCCUCAUUGAGCAGAUUGACCGUUUGCAUCAGGGCUGUGAGUCUGACAAACAGGAAAGUCUUAAUAUCCUUUUGGAACAAAGAGAAGAGUUUGGACAAAACUCGACAUUUCUUUGGCGGCUAACCCGAGCUUACUGUGACGUUCAUGACAUCAGCUUGACUCUGGAGGAGAAGAAGACCUAUGCAGAGACUGGGAAGAAAGUUGGCGAGGAAGCAGUGAGCUUAAAUCCUACAUGUGCUGAAAGUCAUCAGUGGUAUGCCAUCAUGUGUGGAAUUAUGGCCGAAUAUGACACCAUCCAAAACAAGAUAAAGAACGGAUACGUCUUUAAGGAUCAUCUGGAUAAAGCCAUUGAGCUGAAGCCGCAGGACCCGCUGUCCUACUACCUUCUGGGCCGCUGGUGCUACGCUGUGUCUCAGUUAUCGUGGAUUGAAAGGAAAGUUGCUUCAACUCUGUUUGGAGAACCACCAAGCGCCACAAUUGAAGACGCACUGAAGAAUUUCCUUAAGGUCGAGGAGCUCCAUCCAGCUUAUUCUAAACUCAACUAUGUGUUUCUGGCUAAGUGCUACAAAGACUUGGGCCAGUGCGAAAAGGCUAAGAAGAUGUGUCAAGCUGCUUGUUCAAUGAGUGCUGAAUCCAAAGAGAAUGAAGAGGCACAAAAGGAGCUGAGUUUACUGUGCCCAGCACUUGGAGUGUGACAGCAGAGGAAAGGCUUUUGGGAAUCAGUUUGCGAGUACUGCAGCUGCAUGUGAUAGACCAUCGUGUUAUUUCACUCUGUGAGUGUAGAUAGCGCCCGUGGGUGUAAAAGGCUACUGCAUCCAGAUCAUCUGUUGUACCUUUCCAGUCAUGUUUGUAUUAUGAAAUUUUUAAAAGUAGAAACCAAUCAUCAUAAAGGAUUCCAGCUAAAUGAGUGAGCUAAACCAGUUUUCUUCAGUUUAUAGCAGUGAGUAGCAGACAUUCUCUGAGGUCUGAUUGCUCUGAUAGGAAACUUAAUUCCAGUGUGUCUCAGGUUGAUAACACAGACCUGUCACUUUUGGGAAAGUGACAAACAGGGUUUGUUGUUACGUCCUAUCACAUCAGACAAUGAUGCACCCAAACAUUUUGCAUUGCUGUGACCACUGAACGGCCACCACCACCCUCCCGAUACAAACCAGCAAUAAUAGUCUCUUUUAACAUUUACAUGCAGACUUUAUGAGAUGAUUUUCUCACAGAUAUAUUCUCUGAUCAUGACUCAAACUCGUUUACCUCCUGCUCCUCAGUUUCUGUGACAGCAGUACCACCAAAUGAAGUGUAGUGUUGGACAGCAGUAAGUUCUGUGUGUACACCACACACCUGAAGUCCUGUAUUUAAUUUGCCCUUUUGCAUGUUUGGCAGAUCAUGGAAAAAAUGACACCAUGAAUUAUGUCAGUGACUUCCUCUUAAUAGAUUCAAAGAGCACCUGUACAGGAACACAACAGGUUCUUUUUGAACAGAAGCGCCUUUUACUCCAGAGUUCCUAUUCCUGGAAGGUUUCCUCCUCUCAUAGUUCACCAAGAACAUUUGAUUUUCCACGCUUUCAUUUUUUUAACAUUUUAAAUUGAGCUCUGACGCACUCACACGUGAUUGGUUUGAAACAUAUUAGGAAUUUUUCUGAGACAGCAUUUUUUUGGGGGGGGGGGGGGAAGCUAUGUGACAUGUACCACAUGAAUCAGGAAACCGAGGUAAAAAGGUGUUUGAUGUAUAUAGAGAGAUGUCAUUAUACUGUCAUUAUACGCCUUAUUGUACUGGUUACAGUGAAAUGGAUAUGUUUCAGUUAAUAUGGAAAACCAAAUCUGACUAUUGGGAUUCGAGGAUUGAACAGAACUUAAAAAAACACAUAAAUCUGGUGUUGAUGUAAAAAGAGUCACUGACAGGAAAUCUGAGGGCAUGUUUUGUGUUUUCUGGUUUUUUUUGCCAUCAAAAACACAAAAAACAACAACAACAAAAACCACAGGACUGAUGGCUGUCCAUUAAAACCGAUCAAUAAUGCCAGGUUGCAGACUCUUGCUUUAUCAUGACACAGCGGUGAAUUCCUGGUUGCGUAAUGCCACUAAAAUGCGACCCAGUCAGAUUGAAAUGAAGUUUGAAUGUUUCCUUUUAUUACUCUUUUACAUAUUCUCAGCUGUUUUUUUUUUUAUUAUUAUCUCCGCUCAGUGAAGAAAAACGUGCAUAUUGAUUGAAAACGUCGGUGCUGUUGAUACUGGAAAUUAGUUUAGGGCUUUUAUUUUUUAUUUCAUUGUAUUUUUUAAGUCUACGUACAAAAUGAAUUAUUUUGAUUUGUCGCUUUAUGUAUUUUUCUACCAACACUACAAAUGUUUUUCUUUUUUUCUAAUGCCAUAACGAGUUCCUCAAGGUUGUAUCGCAUCGGAUGGAGAUUAUGCAUUAUACUUGUGCUGUAUUUUAGACAGUGUGUGUUUAAUGAUUGAUGGUACUGGAAUCUACAAUUAAAUCUGUGCAAUCCUGAUCAAAUUU